ACUUAAAUUACGUCAAAACCCUAACUCCCUGACUUCAAUAAUAAGUCAAAACCCUAACUCUCUAAGAAAACCAUCCUCCUCCUUCUCAAAACCCUUCAAGAAAAGCAGCGAGGCGCCUUUGCGAACUACCUCUCCUUCCCUGCUGCUGCUAUUCUCGUUUGGGAAUUUUUGAGGACAGAGAAAUGUUGGUAUUGUUCGAAACUCCUGCGGGCUUUGCCCUUUUCAAAGUAUUAGACGAAGGAAAGCUUUCUCAAGUUGAGGAUUUAUGGAAAGAGUUUGCCACUGCUGAUUCUGCUAGAAAGGUAGUAAAGCUGAAAGCAUUCGACAAAUUUGAAAAUACAUCAGACGCUUUAGCAGCUACUACUUUAUUGAUCGACAGCAAACCUAGCAAAGGAUUGAGAAAGUUCUUGAAAGCACACUGCUCAGGCAACACAUUAGCUGUUGCAGAUUCUAAACUUGGAAAUGCAAUCAAGGAGAAACUGCAAAUCGACUGUGUUCACAAUAAUGCUGUGAUGGAGCUGAUGAGAGGGGUGAGAAGUCAGUUGACUGAACUCAUUUCUGGCCUUGGAGCUCAAGAUCUUGCACCAAUGAGCUUGGGUUUAUCUCACAGCUUGUCGAGAUACAAGUUGAAGUUCAGUCCUGAUAAGGUAGACACUAUGAUUAUUCAAGCCAUUGGAUUGUUGGAUGAUCUUGACAAAGAGCUUAAUACAUAUGCAAUGAGGGUUAGAGAAUGGUAUGGCUGGCAUUUUCCUGAGCUUGCAAAGAUUUUACAAGACAAUAUUGUCUAUGCCAAGACUGUGAAGUUCAUGUUAAAUCGUGUUAAUGCUGCGAAGUUGGACUUCUCUGAGAUCAUGCCUGAGGAGGUUGAGACAGCACUCAAAGAGGCUUCCAUGAUUUCCAUGGGAACUGAAGUCAGCGAUCUUGAUCUAACAAAUAUCUCGGAACUCUGCGACCAAGUUUUGUCUUUAGCUGAAUACAGAGCUCAGCUAUAUGAUUAUCUGAAAAGCAGAAUGAACACAAUCGCUCCAAAUCUGACUGCUCUUGUUGGUGAGCUUGUUGGUGCUCGUCUUAUUGCUCAUGGUGGCAGCUUGAUAAAUCUUGCAAAGCAGCCAGGAAGCACAGUACAAAUUCUUGGAGCAGAAAAGGCUCUUUUCAGAGCUUUGAAAACAAAGCAUGCAACCCCUAAAUAUGGGCUUAUAUAUCACGCUUCCUUGAUUGGCCAGGCUGCCCCUAAAAACAAGGGGAAAAUAUCUCGUUCUCUUGCAGCAAAAACUGCACUAGCAAUUCGUUAUGAUGCCCUUGGAGAUAGCCCCGAUAACACUAUGGGUCUCGAAAAUAGAGCCAAGCUUGAAGCCCGUCUAAGAAAUCUUGAAGGUAAAGAGUUGGGUAAGUCUGCAGGAUCAGCCAAGGGUAAACCGCAAAUAGAAGUCUAUAACAAAGAUUAUAAAAAGGGAACGGCACUAAUUACCCCUGCUAAGACAUAUAAUCCUGCAGCCGAUGCUAUCAUUGGUAAGGACACAAUUGAGAAGGAGGUUGAUGUCGUGGAGGAAACAAAGAAGGCAAAGAAAGAAAAGAAGGAGAAAAAGAAGAAGGGAUCCGUUUUGGAGGAUGGUGUAGCUAAUGGCGGAGAGGAAAAUGUGGAACCAGAAGUUGAAACGAAAUCCAAGAAAGAUAAGAAGAAAAAGAAGCAGCAUGUUGAAGAAAAUGGAGAGAAAGAAGUUGAAGAUGUUAAGGAGACCCCAAAAAAAGAAAAGAAAAAGAGAAAGCAUGCAGAGGCUACCGAGGAAGCUGAACCUGUGAGUGAGAAGAAGGAAAAGAAAAAGAAGAAAAAGAAGAGCAGCGAGGAUUAAGGUAUCUCAUCUUGUGGGUAAAUUCGGGCAAAUCAAACAGUUUUGGCCAUCUUCAACAAUGCUAUGCUAUUUUUUUCUCUGUAAAAUUUGCUCUUUGUUACGGGUCAUGCUAUAGGAGUACUUCUUGUUAGGGUUUAGUCUAGUAACUGGUAAUCAAUCAUCUUUUGUAUGUGAGUUCCUGAAUAUGUUUGAUCAAGGAUUAUAGUAGGAAAAAUUGUUGAAGAUAUUUUAUCUUUUUAUUUCAGCCAUUUUGAUCAAUUA
Spinacia oleracea (spinach) is the source of this 2111-nucleotide messenger RNA. RefSeq names its product probable nucleolar protein 5-2. The transcript is spliced from 9 exons. The record is from RefSeq and is a predicted model, not a curated record. Lineage: Eukaryota; Viridiplantae; Streptophyta; Magnoliopsida; Caryophyllales; Amaranthaceae. The coding region runs from base 183 to 1850 and encodes 555 amino acids. Gene Ontology annotation, cellular component: small-subunit processome; box C/D methylation guide snoRNP complex. Gene Ontology annotation, molecular function: snoRNA binding.